This is a messenger RNA of Ictalurus punctatus (channel catfish), 8005 nucleotides long. Its product is annotated as piggyBac transposable element-derived protein 3. The transcript has 14 exons. Lineage: Eukaryota; Metazoa; Chordata; Actinopteri; Siluriformes; Ictaluridae. Bases 407 to 2830 code for a protein of 807 amino acids. The record is from RefSeq and is a predicted model, not a curated record.
AUUAAAGAUAAUACCACACACAAACGCACACCUCCUCCACACUCCAACACAGUAGGUGGCGAUAAUGCGCCAAAAAGUUGCCAUGCCAUUCACCAACAAUAACCAGAAGAAGAAGAAGAUGAAGCUAUUUGUUUUUUCCCCCCCUCUAGAUAAUGUUAAUCACAUGUAAAUAUAUAUAGUUUUUAACAAAACAAGAAGAUGUCAUCGAUUUAAAUAUAUAAACCUAGUUAAUAUUUGAGCUCUGCUUUAAAAAUCAAGAUUUCAUGUCUGCCCUGUUACCCUCACCAAAAGAAACCUUUUAAAAUAAUGGUACGUUCCAGUGACAUCACUUCCAGGAAGUUACAUCGUCUCUCACCCAGGAUUCCAACAGUGAAAACACAAAUAUCAACAUUAUAGACCUGUUCUAAUGGAAUCAGAGGAGUUCGAACACAGCUCUUUCCUACAGCUGACACACACUCCUGCACACACACCUGCACACACUCCUGCUCCUGCUGGCUCACAGCUAUGCGAAGACGUGCAGAUUUGUAUAACUUCAUACGGAGAGAUAUUAAGCCCCGGGGGACUCGUCACCCACGUGGACCAAGAGGAUGCUGUAAAGCAGGAGGAACCUGAAGAUGAAAACGAUCUCUGUGGAGGAACAUCAAGCCCUGUGAGACACAUCACUAAAAAUCUCCUGAAGAUGCCUGUAAAAAAAGAAGAACCCGAUGAAGACUAUCUCUCUGGAGAAACGUCAAGAGCCGAGACAAACGUCACUCCUGUGGACCAGCAGGCUGAAGAACUUGCGAAUCAUGUAAAAGAAGAAGCUGAAGAAGACGAUUACCCCUGUAGAGGAACAUCGAGCUGUGUGAGACGGGUCAUCGUUGUGGAUGAACACAACAAAGACUUCCUGAAGCGGCCUGUGAAGAAGGAAGAUCAUGAAGAUGACAACUAUCUCUGUACAAUGGAUAUGAGCUUAUUGUAUGGCAAAAGGAAAAAAUCUGAAGUUUCUUUACUGCCGGCAGAUCCAUAUGAAUCUGAGGUAGACAGUAUCAGAGACUCGGAUGACGACGACGACGACAAUGACCAAGAUUUGGUCCCAGAACAAGGGAAGCGGAAAGCGGAAUUAUUUUUGGAGAACUCUCCACCUCGGUCUUCUGGAUGUCCAAAGAAACGGAGGUGCAAGAAUACGCUCCUAGUUGUCCCUUCCGACGCUGAGCUAAGUACCUUGAUGCCUUCGAAAUUGACCGUUGAUCUACCUAGUCCUCAUGACUCCGUCUCUACCAUCUCCCUUCCCUUGACCUCUAAAGGAGAACGAAUAAUCUGGAAUAAGAAAGACAUAUCAUCCUUUGAAGUUCCUGAAUCAGUCUUCCCAACGCCUGAAAAAAUCCUUUCCCCUUAUCAGUAUUUUAAGAUGUUCUUCACAGAUCAGAUGGUGUCGCACAUUGUGGAACAGACAAAUCUUUAUUCAGCUCAGCACAAUGGGUCCUCCCUUAGCAUAAACACAACCUUGCACGAAAUGGAGGAGUUUCUCGCGAUGCUUCUUUUCAUGGGAGUUUUUGCGUUCCCUACUAUCGAUGACUACUGGCACGCUGAUUCUCGCUUUCCCACUGUGGCUGACACAAUGCAUGUGAAGAGAUUCAAGAUCAUUCGCAGGUGGCUCCAUUUCAAUGAUAAUUCCCAGACUAACGGCAGCCCUGACCGCUUCUACAAGGUCAGGCCUCUCUUUGACAUGUUGCGUGAACAGUGUUUGCGUAUUCCAGCCACAAACGCACAAAGCGUCGAUGAAGUCAUGGUGACGUACAAAGGCACCCGAGCUGGCAACCUACGCCAGUACAUCGCAAACAGACCUAACCGGUUUGGUUUUAAAUUGUUUUGCCGGGCUAGCUCAUCAGGAAUCAUCCAUGACUUCCUCCUCUAUCAAGGGAGCACAACCUUCUUCAACAUGACCACAGAUGAUGACAAGAACCUAUUUGGGGCAAAGGUUGUUUCCACGCUCUGCAAAACCAUCAAAGAACCCGAGUCCACUGUUGUCUUCUGUGACAGUUUCUUCACCAGCUAUGCCUUGGUGGAAUCCCUAAAAGACAACCUUGGAGUGAGGUGUGUGGGAGUGGUCUGUGAAAAACACACAGGUGGAGCAAACUUGGAAUCUGACCGUGAUCUUAGGAACAAAGGAUGUGGUGCGUACUCGUUCUGCUCUUCAAAUGGCAUCAUCGCAGUAAAGUGGUUCGACAGCAAGUGCGUCACUUUGCUGAGCAAUGCCUGCGGAGUGGAGCCUUUGGGAAACGUCAGAAAGUUCAACAAGGAGUCCAAGCGCAAGAGCGACGUCCCUUGCCCGGCUGUGAUCUCGUCUUACAACAAGUCCAUGGGAGGCGUUGACCUCUCAGACAUGCUGAUCCAUCUGUUCAAAUCACCAGUGAAGUCCAAGCGGUGGUAUUUCCCCCUGUUUGGCUAUGUUCUUGACCUCAGCAUAUGCAACGCAUGGCUAGUGUACAAAAGGGACUGCGCCCUCCUUGGUGAAAAUCCUCUUCCUCUGAAGAGAUUUCGAUUGUCUGUUGCCAACACGCUGAAGUCGGUCAACAAACCAGCAAAGCUUGGCAGACCACUGAACAUCAGCAGCGGUCUGAGCAACAGACCAAGGCCUAGACCGUCUCAGCCCCCACCCGAUGUCCGCUAUGAUGGCUACGGUCACUGGCCUGUGUACACUCACCAGCGGGGGAGGUGCAAAUUGUGUCCCAAAGGUAUGUCACGCUGGAAGUGUACAAAAUGCUGUGGUGGACAGGUGUUCCUGUGCCUGAACAACAUGAACAACUGCUUUGCUGCGUUCCAUCAAAGGGAUUGGAUACAGAGCUAAGGUUAAAAUAGAACCCUACAGCAGAGGGAUUCCAGGUACACGUAUGGAACACGCCCACAGACUGUGAUGUCUGAACAAGAACGAGUCUCCUGUUGUGAUCGUGACUGUGAGGAUUGCAGAUGCUUCUUCAUCAGUGAGUGUGAAGUUCACGGUGCAGCUCUCAUCCCUGAUACCCCUGUUCCCACUGGGGUCACUGACCGAGACAGACAAACCCUUCCUCCCAGUCUAGAGGUUCGUCGGUCUGACAUUCCUUACGCAGGCCUGGGAGUGUUUAAUAAAGGGGAGACUAUUCCAAUUGGUGCACACUUCGGGCCCUACCGAGGAGAUCUGGUAGACCAUGAGGAAGCCUUGAACAGUGUCUACUCUUGGGUGUAUUUAAGAAUUAAGAAACGCUGAGGCGGAAGCGUCAGCCCUUGUCGUGUGAAGACUGAGCUUGUGUAAAGACCUGCGAGUCUACUUGCGCGAGUCCACCAAGCAAGGACACCGACAAGACACCACUCGCGCUGCUAAGCGCAGACCGCAGCACACUCCCAGAAAAGUACGCAACUUUGACAACCUGCACUCUCUGAAUGUGGCCUCUGCAGAUUCCCUCUCAUUCUCUAUCGGACUAUGGAACUGCCAAUCUGCCGUCAACAAGGCAAAUUUCAUUCCUGACUUUGCAACCCACUCCAACCUCAGUGUGCUGGCUCUGACUGAGACCUGGAUCCAUGCUGAGAACACUGCAGGUCAACUGGCGAAAUUCAUCGAUGAAUUUGACACGCUACUGUCCACCAUCCCGGAUGAUGAAACUCCUCUUGUGGUCCUUGGUGACUUCAACAUUCAUCUAGACAAGCCACAUGCAGCUGACUUUCUUGUUCGCCUUCCCACAUUUAACCUCAAGCAGUUCACCACACCAGCAACCCACAAAGCCGGCAAACAGCUCAACCUCAUCUUCACAUGUAAUUGCACCACACACAAUCUUCUCAUUACUCCUCUCCACACCUCUGACCGUUUCUUUAUCCAGUUCUCUAUUUCUCUCCCCUCACCCCCUUCACUGUCUUCACCCUCCAUCGCUUUUCGUCGCAGUCUUCGCUCCCUUUCUCCCUCACAUUUCUCCUCUGUUGUCACAACCUUACUUCCCUCUGAUAGCCACCUUUCCUCACUGGACUUAAACACUGCAGCUGACAUGCUAUGUUCCACCCUAACAUCUUCUCUUGACAGCAUCUGCCCCCUAACCUCCAGACCUGCUCGCACAUCACCCUCUAGCCCUUGGCUCUCAGAAGCUCUGCGUAACAACCAGACCAAACUAAGAGCAUCUGAAAGGAAAUGGUGUAAAUCUAACAAUCCAACUGACCUAACCAAUUACCAAACACUUCUCUCCGCUUUUUCCAAUAGCAUCUCUACUGCUAAAACCACAUACUACCAACAGAAGAUUGGCAGUUCUCCCAACACCUGUACUCUCUUCAAAACCUUUUCUACUCUUCCCUGUCCCCCUCCUCCCCCUUCCCCUUCCUCUCUCACUGCAGAUGACUUUUCCACUUUCUUUUCCAACAAGGUUACAUCAAUCAGGAACCAGUUCUAAAGCCCAGACAUGCAGAGACCGGCUCCUCCUCCAUAUAACUCCCAACUGACUUCCUUCUCUCCCUUCUCAGAGACUGAUGUCUCUAAACUCUCUAGCUGUCCCACAACCUAUCCUCUUGACCCUAUCCAUUCUCACCUUCUUCAGUCCAUCUCCCCCACACUAUUACCUGCACUCACUCACAUCUUUAACACAUCCCUCUCUACUGGCACAUACCCUACCUCAUUUAAGCAGGCCCGGGUUACCCCACUGCUUAAAAAACCAUCACUUAACCCUGCUGUAGUUGACAACUACAGACCUGUUUCCCUCCUCUCUUUUCUUUUCAAAACUCUUGAAAGAGCCGUUUUUUAAUCAACUCUACAAUUUUCUCACACAGAACAACCUUACUUCCCUCUGAUAGCCACUUCUCCUCACUUUACUUAAACACUGCAACAGACAUGCUAUGUUCCACCCUCACAUCAUAGGCCUGUUUCCCUCCUUCCUUUUCUUUCCAAAACUCUUGAUAGAGCCGUUUUUAAGCAACUCUAAGCAGUCUGGCUUCAAGAGCAACCACUCCACGGAGACUGCUCUGCUUUCCGUCACUGAAACCUUAUGACUAGCAGGAGCAACCUCUAUAUCAUCUGUCCUCAUCCUACUCCACCUCUCUGCUGCUUUCGACACUGUGAACCAUCAGAUCCUCCUGUCAACUCUCUCCAGCCUGGGCAUCACCAGAGCGGUUCUGCACUGGGUGGGAUCCUAUCUCUCAGAGAGAUCCUUCAAGGUGGAGGGGAGGGGCUUCUGAAACUCAGCAACUCACAACUGGCGUUCCACAGGGGUCAGUUCUGGGUCCACUGCUCUUUUCUAUUUACCCUACAUCUCUGGGGCAGGUGAUUGAGUAUCAUGGCUUCUCAUAUCAUUGCUAUGCUGAUGACAUCCAGCUCUAUUUGUCCUUCCAGCCUGACGAUCCAUCCAUCUCUGCACGUAUCUCUGCUUGCCUGUCUGACAUCUCUGGAUGAGGGAACACCACCUUAAGCUCAACCUGGCAAAAUCUGAGCUUCUUGUCAUCCCAGCCUGUCCCUCAAUCAACCAUAACCUCACUGUACAGCUCGGCUCAACCACACUCAAGCCAACCAGGACGGCCAGGAACCUCGGGGUGAUUCUCGAUGACAGCUUGACCUUUACAGACCACAUCUCAACAGCUGCAUGGUCCUGUAGGUUCAUCCUGUACAACAUCAAGAAAAUCAGACCCUACCUCACCGAACAGGCUACACAACUACUAGUCCAGACUCUUCUCAUAUCAAAACUGGACUACUGCAAUGCACUACUCUCGGGCCUCCCAGCCAGAUCCAUCAAACCCCUUCUGAUGAUUUAGAAUGCUGCAGCAUGCUUCGUCUUCAACCAGCCCAAGAGAACCCAUGUCACACCCCUCUACAUCUCCCUCCACUGGCUUCCUGUAGCCACCCGCAUCAAAUUCAAGGCCUUGAUGCUCACCUACAAGACCUUGUCUGGAACAGCGCCCCCUACCUCAACUCUCUCCUGAAGGCUUACGUUCCCUCACGCAAUCUGCAAUCAAUAAAUGACUGAUGCUUAGUAGUACCUACUCAGCGUGGCUCAAGGUCCCUUUCAAGAACAUUCAAACUAACUGUUCCUCAGUGGUGGAAUGAACUUCCAACCUCAAUCCGGACCGCAGAAUCUCUCACCAUCUUAAAAAAACAGCUAAAGACCCACCUCUUCCGUGAACACCUAACCAACCCAUUUAUUAAAAAAAUAAUAAUAACUUACUCUGGCACUUACACCUCUACUCUGCGCACUUUGCUUGUUCUGGAACUCAAUUAAUGGAUCUUGUUUAGUAGCACUACUUGUAUUGUUCUCUGCUUGAUAUAUCGCUUUGCUUGUGUUUUCUCAUUUGUAAGUCGCUUUGGAUAAAAGCGUCUGCGAAAUGAAUAAAUGUAAGAAAAAUAUUUGUUCCUAAUUAUUGCUAUAUAUUAUUUUUAUUUAGCAAAACCAUAGCAACCACAAAUAGUUUUUUUUUCUAUUUUUAUUAUGAAUUAUUUGCACUAAAACCACAGUAAUGUCAAUCUGCAUAAAUAAAACAUGGUUUCUACAUAAAAUCCAUUAUCAGAGUUAAUUUGAUGUUAUUAAGCAAUAACCACAUUCGUUAAGGUUAAAUCCAUACAGGUUCAUCUGCCAGCGAACGUUAUAAACCUAACCAAAUGUGGACCUUGUGAAGAAAUUAGUAAUAUUUAACAAUAGAGAGAUCAUUAGAUAUAUUUUACUAUAGGAAAAUUAAGAUUUAUGAAUAUAAAAUCUUAAUGAGUUUAAUGUAGGAAAGGAAAUUCUCUUCUAUCAUGUGCCCUCUUAUAUUGUGAACUGCUAUCAAAUACCUAUGAUGAAUGUAAUCAUUUAAUUACCUUGUAUUCAUUUAAUUACCUCUUUGAAUAAGCUGAUCAACUGCUAUCCUUGAUUAUAUUAUGUAUUUCCGUGUCAACAUGACACAGGACUUAUUUUGUAUCAUGACUGUGUACUGUGUGACAGUAGAAACCAUCCACGCACUGCUGUUAUCAAUGUGUACAAUGUGUAUAAAUACUUCUGUUUUGAAUGAAUAAAACAGAAGUCUCUGUGAACAUUCACGUGUCAGUGUGUGUGUUCAUUCGGACUCUUCAGACCUGUACUCUGUGAUAAACCACACUUUCUAGCUCAUAGCAGCACAGAACUAAAAGUUAAUAGAAGUUUAUGGUAAAACAGGCUAGAAGGCAUGACGGAUGAUCUGACAGGCAUAAUCUGAAAUUCCUGAGAUACUUUGAAAUCCAACAAUUUGGUGUCAGAAGUGGGAUUACGCCGGACCAGGUGAGUGCUUUUUCUUUCCUCCCUGGUGCAGUGUAAUUUCGUACCCAUAAUUAUAAUUAGAGAAGUGAGUGAUUAUCUGUCGCCGAUAAUCUGUACUCUGGUCAAUGAUCCUCUGUAACUUUAUGCCCGCCCAAUCUAAUAAUUGUAUUUUAUAUUUGUAGAAUAAUUUGUAAAACUGUCUGUGUGGUUUGCCUAAGAGAGUGUUAUAUUUGUAUUGUAGUAUUGUGUGUUAAGUAUUAUUGUGUUAUUGUGCGGUAUUAUUGUGUUAUUGUGUGGUAAACCACACUUUCUAGCUCAUAGCAGCACAGAACUAAAAGUUAAUAGAAGUUAAUGGUAAAACAGGCUGGAAGGCAUGACGGACGAUCUGACAGGCAUAAUCUGAGAUUCCUGAGAUACUUGGAAAUCCAACAAUAUAAUUUCUAACUGAAUACUCAACAAGAAAAAAAAACAUCUAGGAUAAAUAUAAUAAAAACAGCUAAUAGCUGUAGAUAGCAAAUGACAAAACUGUGAGUAAUAUUUAUCCCUGCACACUUUGACACACUACAAGCAAUAAUCCUGCCCUGUUUUAUAAUAAAUACUUGUUUAUGUUUAAACAGCUAAUAAAAAUCAGGCACUUUGGAUUGUGAUGCUAAUUCACUGAAGUUAGCAAACAUGCUAACAUCACAGGUUUCUCCUAGCUUAGAAAGCUAACUAGUGACGUCAAAUUAUUUUACAUGUCGGAGUUAAAGAGUAAAAAAAAAAAUUUUUCUAUCGGAAUGGUUUUCUGUACAUGUUUUUGGUACUUUAAAGCA